Molecule: messenger RNA, 2369 nt
Organism: Malania oleifera
Lineage: Eukaryota; Viridiplantae; Streptophyta; Magnoliopsida; Santalales; Ximeniaceae
Product: mitogen-activated protein kinase 9
Exons: 11
Coding region: 221-2047 (608 amino acids)
Biological process (GO): intracellular signal transduction; protein phosphorylation
Cellular component (GO): cytoplasm; nucleus
Molecular function (GO): MAP kinase activity; ATP binding
Source: RefSeq, a predicted model, not a curated record
AUGACAAUUUAUUAUUUUAGAACCAACAUAAAAAAGACCAACAAAAAUAAAACGUGGGAGAGAGAGGAGGAGAGAGGGAGUCAGAGAGAGCACGGAGGCGAGGAGAGAGAAGGCGGGGGAGGGCAGGCAGAGGGAAGGAGGAAUGGUGGGAUCUUCCGCCUGGGAUUGGAAGGAAGGCAGCGGGUAGGAGGAGGGCGGGAGAGAUCGGUGGGUAAAUUAUAUGGGGAGUGGAGCACUGGUGGAUGGCGUCCGUCGCUGGUUCCAACGCCGCACCUCUAUCCCCACCUCCCUCGACUCCACUUCUACUGCUCCAGUCAACACUUGUAUCCGUGGUGGAGAUGCGUUCCUGACCGAAAUUCACGCUCAACCACCCCCUUCCUUAUCCGCACAACAACAACGACAACAACAAGAGGAAGAGCUCACGAUUGUAGAGGAUUUAGAUAUCUCAGGUUUGAAGCUCAUCAAGGUCUCGAAACGAACCACUUCCAGAUUCAUCUUCAUGGAUCCCCACAAAAAGAGCACACUGGAGACGGAAUUCUUCACAGAAUAUGGAGAGGCAAGCCGAUACCAAGUUCAAGAAGUCAUUGGCAAAGGAAGUUAUGGUGUUGUUGGCUCUGCGGUUGACACCCAUACUGGAGAAAAGGUUGCAAUUAAGAAGAUUAAUGAUGUUUUUGAGCAUGUAUCUGAUGCCACACGCAUUCUAAGAGAAAUCAAGCUCCUUCGACUUCUUCGACAUCCCGACAUUGUAGAAAUAAAGCAUAUUAUGCUUCCCCCUUCUCGAAGAGAAUUCAAAGAUAUCUACGUUGUUUUUGAGUUGAUGGAAUCUGAUCUUCACCAAGUCAUUAAGGCAAAUGAUGAUCUUACUCCAGAGCACUAUCAGUUCUUCUUGUACCAGCUUCUUCGUGGUUUAAAGUACAUACAUACAGCAAAUGUGUUUCAUCGAGAUUUAAAGCCAAAAAACAUCCUUGCUAAUGCUGACUGCAAAUUGAAGAUCUGUGAUUUUGGGCUUGCCCGUGUAUCUUUCAAUGAUGCUCCGUCAGCUAUUUUCUGGACUGACUAUGUUGCAACUCGGUGGUAUCGUGCUCCUGAACUUUGUGGCUCUUUCUUCUCAAAAUACACCCCUGCAAUUGAUACUUGGAGCAUAGGGUGCAUAUUUGCAGAAAUGCUCACGGGAAAACCACUGUUUCCUGGGAAAAAUGUGGUGCAUCAAUUGGAUCUUAUGACUGAUUUGCUUGGCACUCCUUCCCCUGAAUCCAUUGCAAGGAUUCGUAAUGAAAAGGCAAGAAGAUAUCUGAGUAGCAUGCGAAAAAAGCCACCAGUUCCAUUUUCACAGAAGUUUCCUAAUACAGAUCCAUUGGCUCUUCGCCUGCUGGAGCGCUUGCUUGCAUUUGAUCCUAAAGAUCGUCCAUCUGCUGAAGAGGCUUUGGCUGAUCCUUACUUUCAUGGUUUAUCAAAUGUGGAUCGUGAACCUUCCACUCAACCCAUUUCAAAACUUGAGUUUGAGUUUGAAAGGAGGAAAUUAGCAAAGGAUGAUGUUAGAGAAUUAAUCUAUCGAGAGAUUUUAGAGUAUCAUCCCCAGAUGCUGCAGGAGUACAUUCAUGGUGCAGAUCAAACUAGCUUUAUGUACCCAAGUGGUGUGGAUCGAUUCAAGCGACAGUUUGCCCAUCUUGAGGAGCAUUACGGUAAAGGUGAAAGAAGCACUCCACUCCAAAGGCAGCAUGCUUCCUUACCUAGGGAGCGGGUUUGUGCACCCAAGGAUGAGACUGCUGAUCAAAAUGAUGAUUUGGCUGCACUUGCUCGUACAGCGCUUCAGAGCCCUCCUAGAUCACAGCAGGCUGCAGAUUCAGAAAAUGCAAACAUGAAUGCACAGAAUGGAUGUAGCAGGCCAAACUGCAGUGCCCGUAGUCUACUGAAGAGUGCAAGCAUAAGUGCUUCCAAGUGUGUUGUCGUUAAAAAUAAAAAGGAUUCUGAGGAGGAGCCAAUUGCUGAACACACUGAUGAGGGGAUUGAUGGUUUGACCCAAAAGGUAGAAGCCCUUCACGCCUGAUCAUGCAAUUCUUGGAUGACAAGUAGGGGAAAGUAGAUGGUUUGGUUUGGUGCUCUGCACCUUCGUCAAAUUCUCCCCAUUGUGCGGGUAUGAAGACUGCUGUAAAACAACUAGCAUGGAAGAUCUUCAUUUUGCGUAAGGUAGAAACUAACCUUAGGAUUGUAUUCUUGUAAUGAUCAUUUGUUUUUGUUGCAAUACAAAACUGGGAAAAAAGCUUGAAUUACUCUUUAAUCUUUUAAGAAAAAGAACGAUUGUAUCUUAUUCCAUGUUUGAUGACAUUGAUAACAAGUUGAUAUAAGAAGAAAAACAGCAAUUUUUAGCA